This is a messenger RNA of Linum tenue, 1900 nucleotides long. The record is from the annotation of a GenBank genome assembly. NCBI's taxonomy places the organism in Eukaryota, Viridiplantae, Streptophyta, Magnoliopsida, Malpighiales, Linaceae.
CAAGGAACUAAUUACCGCUUCCCCUUCCCCCUCCCUUCCCAGUCUCUCCCAAGCCCUAGCUCACGGUGAACCAGAAAAACCUUCCGUCCAUCGCUCUUCGCAACAUUUCAUUAUCACAUCGGGACUGUAAAUCUGCACAACGCCCGUCCUCUCUUGGGAUUUAGCGCCAUUUUUGCCGUUCUCUGGUGUUUCAGAGUUUCGAUUUGGGUUUGGGCACUUUCAGGUCGUAGUCAUUAGCCAAAGUAACCGACCCUCCACAGCAAGAUGAAGCGGGUGUGCGAGUCCAGUGCUGAUAGAAUCACCGACCUUCCUGCCGAUGUGAUACAGCGAAUUCUCGUGUUCUUACCCAUCAAAGAUGCAGCCAAAACUAGCAUCUUGUCAAGGAAAUGGAGACAUCAGUGGCUAAGUAUUCCUCAACUUGUAUUUGAUAAUGGUUUUGCCCAAUUGAAAUCUGACUUCGAAGCCAGGAGUAAGCUUAUAAUGCUGAGCGUCUACAGAACCCUGCUUGUUCAUGAUGGACCGAUCACCAAGUUUGAGCUUUCAGUCCUUGGGUUAGAGUUCUGCGAUGAGAUUGAACAUAUCGUCCGUUACCUUUCUAGUAAAGGUGUCCAAGACCUUAAACUUUCGUGUUCAAGUCCUAACCCUAGCACAGGUGGUUAUAAGAUACAUACUUCUUUGUUUUCUGCUCUUAACCUGAAAUCCCUGAACCUGAAUUCUUGUGUAUUUACACCACCAACUUGGUUCGUCGGCUUUAGUAAGCUUACUAAUCUUAAAUUAGUAGAUGCUGCUUUGCCGGAUGGUUUCUUCGUGGAUUUCCUUCCAAAGUGUCCGAUGCUUGAAUGUUUGGAGGUUAUAGAAUGUAGUGGACAUUCUGAUAAACUCGAGAUUGCGGCUCCAUUUCUCAAGUCCUUCAACUUAGAGGCUUAUUUCAUGGAAAUCUGCUUCAAGCAUGCUCCACUUCUGUCAGUUGUCGCACUUCAUUUGUCUGAAGCCGACACACCUGAUAUGGUACCUUUGUUUGCUUCUCUUCCGGCACUCCAGGAGUUCCAUGUUAACUAUGAUUUCCUGAGAGUAAGUCUAGUUCAUCACAUUCUAUAUCCCACUGUUGCAUAUUUUGCUUGACUCACUAAUGCUAUUAUGAGCUACAUAAUGGCAUUGUGUUUGGUUUUCUCUCAGUUCCUUGCUCAUGGGGAUGGUGAAACAACUGAUAGUUCCUUGCUCAAGCAUGUCCCUGCCAGGCUUCCUACCACUCUUCACCAGUUAACAGUCCUACACAUGACUGAUCUUGUCUUUGAUAAUUCAGAGAUGGAGCGCGUGUUUGUAUGUUUGAUCAUGAGUUCCCCCAACCUGCGUAGCCUCACAGUUCAGCUGUACAGAUUCAGUAUCGAAGAAUAUUAUCAGCCGGCAAAUGAUGAAGUUAGCAGCAUACGGAGGUUGUUGGAAGCAGAGGACUGCCUUGCUUGCCUUCAACAUCUUAGGGAGUUCACGAUUCUGCAGAGCCUUGGUGCUCAGGUUGAAAUGGACCUGGUGAGGUUCGUAUUAGCCACUGCCCCACUAGUUCGGUUCAUUCACAUUAUGCCUAUACACAAUUUCGACCCCAAGAGGGAAAAGGAUUUCAUGAGGGAGCUGAUGCGAUAUAAGCGUGUUUCUAAAGAAGCAGAGAUUAUAUAUAAUCGGGUCGACGAGUAUUGACAAUGAUGGUGGAGAGAUAUGAGCAUUUCUGUUUUUAGCAUAGCUUGCAUCUUCUAGGCUCAUUUUCUUCUCUUGCGCAGAUGUUUCCACAUUUCAUCAUUUCAUGUAGCCGAUAAACAACUGGAGCUCAGCAGCCAUCUUGGCAUGAGUUUUACUCAGAUAAUUAUUCGUCUAUUGUAAUCGUUUGUGCUUUCUGUGUACUGAUUUU